GGAAGGGGCGGGGCUCGCGGAGCGCGGGAACUGAAGAUUCCCCUCAGCGACGGUCCGGUACUUUCAACGUACACGCAGUGUGGUCUGGGCUGGCAGGUGACGACGGCCAGUAUACUGAGUUCAAUCCCCUUCGUCUCUUGCGUGGCAUGUUACAGAGACGCUUGGUAACAGGCAAGUUGAAUGCAGCACACAGAAAGGUUGUACAACGGUGCCCAGAGAAGUGUUGUGGGAUGUGUCAAUGAUUGCAGUACAGGGUGACCUAAACUACAAAAGGUUAAAGUGAUGAGUAGAAUUAUAAGUUACAUGUCAUAUUGGUAAACUAAGUUUUGGACCAUCCGUUACUGUAAAGGGUGGGGUAAUAAAAUAUAAAUGGAUGAAAAUUAAUCAAUGCAUUUUCAAGGAUUUGUAUUAUAUACCGUAAUGCCUUCAUGAAUUGUACACUGUGGUACUUAUACGUAUGGGUUUGGCCGUGCAUUGUUAACAAUGUGCUCUCGUGAAAUCUUCAACUUAUUUUGCAGACCCACCAAAUGGAGCAUUUAUCAGAGAUUAAUGAUUUGUACACCAACUAAUCGUCCUUAUUGCUGCAUUCGUCAUUGUAAGUCUCCAUCCACUGCUGGAGGAGGGCCAUCUCCAUUGGCGCCCAGGUUGCCACCGCCGCCGCACCAUCGCGACCACACCACCCGCUCUCGCUUCUGCGUUUGUUCGCCGCUUUGACAUCCAGCACCAUGGAGGACUCGGGCAAGAAAACUCCGCUGCCCGUGCCGACGUUCUUCGCCGAAGCAGAGCGUCGAAUGUUCCUGGAGAAGCGUCUCGGGCACACGCCGGUGGCGCCGCCGCGACCGCCCACGAAGAGCUCGUCAACGCUGCGGCGCUGCUUGAACAAGACGGGGGACUCCGAGGACGGCGGGGCCACGACGGCGCCGCGCCACUGGAGCUCGCAGCGGCCGCACUCCGUAUCGUUCCACAGCUUAGAGAACUCGCUGCUGCGAAGCCGCAUCUACGACAAAAGCCGCAGCGAGGUCACCUACUUUGCGCAGUGCUUCGAGGUCCUGGAACGGAUCGGCCUGGGCUCGUUCGGGGAAGUAUUCAAGGUGCGCAGCUGGGAGGACAGCCGCAUGUACGCGGUGAAGCGGUGUCGCGAGCCGUUCCGUGGCGAGCGUGACCGUGAGCGCAAGCUGGAGGAGGUGGCCAAGCACGAGCGCCUGGAGCCGCACCCCAACUGCGUGCGCUUUGUGCGCGCCUGGGAGGAAAAGCAGCACCUCUACAUCCAGACGGAGCUGUGCGCGAUGAACCUGCAGCAGUACUGCGAGGAGGUGUGCGGCGGGCGGCUGAGCGAAUGCGAAGUGUGGGCCGUGGCCGUGGACCUCCUGCUGGGUCUGCAGCACCUCCACCGGGGAGGCCUCGUGCACCUCGACGUGAAGCCGGCCAACGUGUUCCUGAGCACGACACCACCGCCGCGCCGCUACAAGCUCGGCGACUUCGGACUCGUCGUCGACCUGCAGCGGGGUGACCACGCCGAAGCACAGGAGGGAGACCCCCGGUACCUGGCACCAGAGCUCCUGCAGGGACAUUUCAGCAAGGUGGCCGACAUCUUCAGUGCAGGUAUGACUUUGUUGGAGGUGGCCUGUAACCUGCAGCUACCCACCGGUGGCGAGGGCUGGCAGCAUUUGCGGCAAGGCUUCCUGCCCGAUGACUUCAUCGCAGGUCUGUCAGAGGAUCUGGUCAGCAGUAUACGGGCAAUGCUGGAGCCGGAUCCGGGCCGCCGAGCCUCCGUGGAAGAGCUGUUGGCGCGACCAGAGAUGCGCCGGGCCGCCCGCCAGCGUCGCCUCCACUUGGCCUCCCAAGCCACCUGGUGUCAUCUCUUCACCGCCGUGCAGGCAGUCUGGUCUGUGCUGGCAGGCGUGUGCAACAAGAUUAUGGCGUGUCUCGGCCACUUGGCUGCCUUUGCCGUGCCCUGGCCCCUGAGCUCCUCCUCCCCCGUCACGCCCCCCAUGUCUUCGUCGUCGCGAGUGUCUGCCUCUGCGAGCGACGGAGACGGUGACGGCGACAACUCCAGUGGCAGCAGACGCGAUUUAAGCCCCGACUGGGACCGCAGCCUCAGCCUGAGCGACGACGCGUUCAUGCCCUUGCCAACCGGUGACCCCAUGCCCUCUGCCUCGAAGUCACUGUACAGCGCGUCGCCCGUGACGAGACCUCGGACUCAGGUGGCCACCACAUCCACCCCGCGCAACCGCUCGCCCGAGCCGCUCAACCGCAGCGCCCGCAGCCUCAGUGCGGCUGAAGCAACAGUGGCCGCACAGGCCAGCCCCAACAUCAGCCUCAUCCUGCAGCCUGCGUGUGCCAACGAGGAGGAGGAGGAGGAUAAGGGGGGGAGGAGGAGGAGCAAGGGACGCAGCCCGGGUGGAUCGGUGCUGCGAAGGGUUCUCCACUUCGGAUCGGGCCUCUCCAGCGCCUCGGCGCGAGCCUCCCGCGAGCGCGACUGGCUUGACAGCAGCGGCGCCGAUGCCGUGAGCAACGCCCACGACGGAAAUGGGGACCACACGGACGACAACGACGAGGAGGAGAUGAUGCUGAGGUCCUUCAAACCGUGCAGCCUCAUCGACGCGCUGAAUGAAGUGGACACCGCAAACGCAGACUGAGGCCUGCUCGGAUUCGUGCCUUGAGCCGCGCUGUCCGGCCGUUGGCUGUCAGUGUUCGGGAGACGAUUUACCGCCACCGUGACCGUUCCUGUGAUUCACUUUGGAGCAUUCAGGGUGGAUUGGUCAUUGGCUACGUGCCUUCUUGCAUAUAUCAAAAAGGAACCACAGGAAGGGAUCUUCUGCUUUUUGCCAUCAUUUCACUCCAUCCAAGACCCCAGAGUGUUUAUUCUUUUUUAUUUUUGUGGGGUUUUUUUGUUGGAUGGAGGAGCCACUGAUCGGCAGUUGCUGAAUGUAAUCAUCCCCCAGGUGUCCUUGACCGUUUUGUCGACUAUUUUUUGAUAGGAGUUGUUACCGUGAUAUCUCCUGCUCACAUAUGUCACCAUUUCCUUGGCUAUGUGAGAAAUGGCACAGAGAUUAGCACUUCUCUUCUGUUUCACUCUCACUGAAUGGUCGGUCUGCGAGACUUAGUCAUUUGCUGAACGCUGGUUAGGUUAUCCGCUCGUUAUUUAUAGCGGCUGUGAAAACAACAGUGAUCAAGAUGACCGAACAGUGUUGCUGCUGCUAAUGACGAAGCGCGACAAGACGGCAAUAUGGAUCGUUUAUCGAUGCCUGUGGUAAAGAAGAAAUUCUAAUGAUAAUUAUAUUCCCACGUCUGUUAUUUAGAGAAAUCCACUUCUCAGAAGUCAAGAGCACUGAGAACCCUGAGUUCUAAUCCAGGCAGUUUCCUCUGCCUAAACUGGCUUCUCAAGAGUCACAAAUUUAUUGGUCUCAGUCCGGUCACCAAUUACUACACACACCAAAUACAUGACAUUAAAUAUGGUUCUGCACUUCAUUUGGCUGUAUGCAAGCUCUGAGACCUAAUUUUAUUAUUAGUUUGGCCAUCAUGACGUGAACAUUAUUCGCAUAUGCAGAGCCAGCGUGCUUUUACUGUGAGGCAAAGUACUGGUACUGUGAGACCAGAGGUUACUUGAUGGGAUCUCGGAGGUAGCUCUGUGAUAAUCGCUUCUGUCGGCCGUUCUCGAAUACGAACGGUUGCACUCCUCUGCAGGAGAUGCGAAUGACGUCCUUGGUUCGUGAGAAUGUGACGCCAGUGCCGCAAUCGGAGAGAAUUGGUGAAAGAUUUUUUCUUGGGAUGAGAAUUUGCUCCACCUCCUGAACCCAGACUGCCACGUGCUUUGUUUUGGCUGAUCCUAUCAGAAUUUAACUAAACUCCUUCGCUUGGGCAGCAUGUGGUUUUUGUACAAGUGACGUCUCCAUGAUGUCCGCCGUCUGCAAUGACUUGCGUUUCAGGGCUGUGUUGGGAUUUUAGGUUGAACGUACUUUGUCCUAUGGAUUAAGUCCUUCCAUCGAGGUGGUUUAAUUCCGCGAAGUUCGACGGAAUAACGUGGUGCAAUAGUUUCGGAGUGCGGUGGUUUUUUUAGUGCAAUUUUCUUACCGAUUGCUGCUUUAAUGUCGCUUUUCCCAAAAAAUGUCUGCAGAAACGAUGCCCUCCCCCCCGAUGCAAGUCACCUUUCACGUUUGAUAAACAGCCAUUCCCUGACACUACACGAGGGGGCUUUGCCAAAGAAAAUUUGUGCCACAGUUGGUGGUGUCAUCGAUGCGCACGAUCUUUUUAAUUUGCAUUUUCACGUAGGUAUUCUUGCGUAACGUUUCUCCAGUGUGUGUUAUUAUAUCCAAGUACGUGUCGCAAAUUUCGCACGUUAUUUAAAAAGCGGUGAAAUUAUCGGAAAAUCUCACCGUUUUUGUGUUUACGUUUAAUCCUUGAGGGCAGUGUAUUUAUUGUUAUUAUGAAUGUUUUCGUCUUAUUCAGGUGCUCUGCGUAUACAGAGGGAUGGGGGUCAAUACGCGUCUCUCAGUCCCGAUGAAAAUUCGCUCGCAUGGGCUUCUCGCCAGGGUGUCAUCAAGUGAAAGCUGGGACUGUAAACACUGCUCGGAUAAUGCAGCCUGGCAGGGGACUCAGCCAAUGUAACCUGCACGCGUGUCCCUGUACCAGUACAGUGCCAUUCACGUAGUGGCGAUAGCGUUUUUGGUCUGCGACGUUUUUCAUCCCAUUACCCUAGCCGCACAAAAUAUACAAUUCUAAAUUCUCACUGCCUAAUUCAUCCAAAUAUGCAAUAUAAUAUCCAGUCAAUACAAAUAUCCAUAAGCUGGUUAUCAGAGGUACGGUUUACUCAUGAUUCCUAACCAGGGUUAAAUACGGUACACUAUCACCUUGAUUCCAAAAAAACAUUGCGAUUGCAAACGCUGCUGGGAGCCGCUCUUGGCAAGGUUGUCCGACGUACUUCUUCACACGGACAGAGAGGGGUGAUCAGCAACGUGUCAAUAUUCAUCUCACGGUACUGCCCCUACAGAGGUGUUCGUCAUUCACAAACUGACACACUUGUUAAAAUACAUCUUCGAAGUAUUAUAAACUGAAGGAAGUGGGCACAGCAAACGCAGACUGUAUUAUGCAUCUAUAAUGGCAGCAGCGAAACAUUUUCACCGUCUCAGCAAUAAUUUGUCAGGAUGCCCUUUUGAACUGUAUGAUACCGGUGUUUUUGGACGUUUUAUAUUAGUGUCUGGUGGAAAACUCAGAAAGUCUCCAGAAUUUACAUGGGCGAACACCAACCCUUAUUCAACCCCUUAUUGAGACUGACCUCCACACUGCUUCCAUGAUCUCCGCAAAGCAGUUCUGAUUCUCUGAUCAAGGGUCAGGGCCAAAGGGCUUGGCCUUCACGGGGCGGAGAGAGGGAUUCAUUUAGCGAGGGAUUUGCAGAGGCGUCUUGUCCCAUGCGGUGAAUUUAACAUUUGUGCAAUGCUUGCGCGUGAUUUAGACUGCAUGUACGUCCAGCCAAGGUUGGGUUGGGUUGGAGUGAGAUGGGGGGGGGGGGUAGGAUUUACCUUUGUUGAUUGUAACGUAUGAAUGUAUGCUAUGCGAAUAAACAAGCACACUGCCGAUGCAUUCA
Molecule: messenger RNA, 5584 nt
Organism: Petromyzon marinus (sea lamprey)
Lineage: Eukaryota; Metazoa; Chordata; Hyperoartia; Petromyzontiformes; Petromyzontidae
Source: RefSeq, a predicted model, not a curated record